UUUGGGCUCGAGAUCCGCUGGAUCUGGGGUCCCCAAGGAAGCCCCGCCCCCCGCGCCCCUCGACUUGGCCUCCUGCGCAUUUUGGGUGUCAUGGGGCGCAGCGCAAUGGCCGGCCGGCGAUGGCUGCUGUUGGUCUUGGUGGCACUUGCGCUUUCGCUCCGUUUCAGCGGGGUGCGCCUGGCAGCCUUUAGCGCCGGCGCAGCCGGUGCGGCCACGGCGUGCCGGCGGCAAUGGCUUCAAGGAAGUGUGCUCGGACUGGUGAUCCCUCCCGCCUUGGCGGAGGAGGGUCCUCCCUUAGGGUCGAUCCCGAAGGACUUGAAGGCCACCGCGGUGGGCGAAAAGGUCACGACUCCCAAUGGUUGUGUCUAUGAGCCAUUGGACUUAGGCACCGAAGAGACGGGUCCACGCAGUGGCCCACCGCGUGGAGGAGCCAAUGUGCAGCUGAAGUACACGGCUCGUCUGGAGAGCUUCUCUGGACCCAUCUUCGAUUCUUCGGAGCUACGGGGCAAGCGCAAGCCCAACAAGGUGGACUUCGUGGAAAGCCGAUUGAAUGUGGAUCCCAGUUUGCCCAACUGCGUCUUCGAGGCUGUGAAGCUCAUGAAGGUGGGGGCCAAAGGACGCGCCAUGUGCCCAGGGAAGUUGAGCUACAGUGAAGGCAAAGUGGCCUUUGAUGCAGAUGAGGAGGGAGAAGUCAAGAAGAUCCCUGCUGGGGCCAGUCUUUACUAUGAACUGGAGCUGCUCCGCAUCAUUAAGCCCUGAGAGUUGGAAAAGAUGCUCUUUGUCACCUUUUCCACAGGCUGGCCGACGGAAGCUGGAUAGUUUCAAUACCCAUACCAUAC
This is a messenger RNA of Durusdinium trenchii, 839 nucleotides long. The record is from the annotation of a GenBank genome assembly. NCBI's taxonomy places the organism in Eukaryota, Dinophyceae, Suessiales, Symbiodiniaceae.